CUGGCAUCAUGCAUCGAACCACACGGAUCAAGAUCACGGAGCUGAACCCCCACCUCAUGUGUGCCCUCUGCGGGGGGUAUUUCAUCGAUGCCACGACCAUCGUGGAGUGCUUGCAUUCCUUCUGCAAAACCUGCAUUGUGCGCUACCUGGAGACCAACAAAUACUGCCCCAUGUGUGAUGUACAGGUCCACAAAACCCGACCACUGCUGAGCAUCAGAUCUGACAAAACCCUCCAAGACAUCGUGUACAAGUUGGUCCCUGGGCUUUUUAAAGAUGAGAUGAAACGGCGGCGGGAUUUCUAUGCAGCGUACCCCUUGACAGAGGUUCCCAAUGGCUCCAAUGAGGACCGCGGUGAGGUCCUGGAACAGGAGAAGGGGGCCCUGAGCGAUGACGAGAUUGUCAGCCUCUCCAUCGAGUUCUACGAGGGUGUCAGGGAUCGUGAGGAAAAGAAGGGCCCCCUGGAGAAUGGGGAUGGGGACAAGGAAAAGACAGGGGUGCGUUUCCUGCGGUGCCCAGCAGCCAUGACGGUCAUGCAUCUCGCCAAGUUUCUCCGCAACAAGAUGGAUGUGCCCAGCAAGUACAAGGUGGAGGUUCUGUACGAGGAUGAGCCGCUGAAGGAAUACUACACCCUCAUGGACAUUGCCUACAUCUACCCUUGGCGGCGGAACGGCCCCCUCCCCCUCAAGUAUCGUGUCCAGCCAGCCUGCAAGCGGCUUACCUUGCCCACAGCGCCCACCCCCUCGGAGGGCACCAACACCAGCGGGGCUUCCGAGUGUGAGUCAGUCAGCGACAAGGCUCCUAGCCCUGCCACCCUGCCGGCCACCUCCUCCUCCCUGCCCAGCCCAGCCACCCCCUCCCAUGGUUCUCCCAGCUCCCAUGGGCCCCCGGCCACCCACCCUACCUCCCCCACUCCCCCUUCGACAGCCAGUGGGGUCAACACAGCUGCCAACGGGGGCACCUCGAACUGCCUGCAGACACCAUCUUCAACCAGCAGGGGGCGCAAGAUGACGGUCAAUGGAGCACCUGUGCCCCCCUUAACUUGAGGAAAAGGACCCUCCCUCUCCUUUUCCAGCCAUGCCUCUCCACCCCUCCACUUUUUCUGGGCCCUUUUUUUUCCAUCUCUUCUACUUUUUCCCAGCUCCUCCCACCUUAGGGGUGGGGGGUGGGUUUUAUAAAUAAAUCUAUAUAUAUAUAUGUACAUAGGAAAAACCAAA
Orycteropus afer afer is the source of this 1214-nucleotide messenger RNA. RefSeq names its product polycomb group ring finger 2 (gene PCGF2). Lineage: Eukaryota; Metazoa; Chordata; Mammalia; Tubulidentata; Orycteropodidae. The record is from RefSeq and is a predicted model, not a curated record. Gene Ontology annotation, biological process: negative regulation of transcription by RNA polymerase II. Gene Ontology annotation, cellular component: PRC1 complex. Gene Ontology annotation, molecular function: promoter-specific chromatin binding.